GUUUGGGCCAAAGGACCAAACUCCUAACACCAAACUGGAUCUGAAUGUCAUGGACUCAAGAAAUCAGUCGGACUCGAUCUUGCUCCGCCAAAGGCCAUGUUCGUGUUCCUAUUGCCCGGAGAACUCAGCUCAACUAUUCUCCCUAAAUCAAAAUUUUAUGUCAAAGAAGAAUGGAGAGUUCACCUACGACGGAUGAAACUCGAUCCACCCUCAUAUGACGAAAUCGAAACGCAACUCACCUUGACGUCCAAUAUGCUUUUCUGCUCGCGAUUGAUUGGGAUGAAAAACUUUGCGUUCUUCUGUUGUCGAUUGCGAUGAAGAAUGACGGAUUUGUUCGUGUGUGCAUUUCGUUGUCGAGUGAAGAUGAAGAUGAAGACAAAUCGAUUUCGCGAUGAUGGAUGAAGAAGAGUUGUCGUUGUGAAGAAUCUGGAAAUUGUUGCGUGAUGAAGCGUUGCGAGACGUUCAAAUGUUAUUCUUCAACUCACGAUUGUGAAAAGAAAUGGAAAAUCUUCCCAAAAUAUGUGUAGAUACUACUGAUGCGUUUAUGACGACGGAAAGAUUUGGUACACGAGAAGAGGUUAUCAGAUGGAUUAAAGAGGUUGGAAUCGACAAUAAAGUAACUGUUAUUAUCAGUCGUUCAGAUACUGAAACGGGGAAGAGAGGGAGAAGUAACAAAAUAAUAUUUGGCUGUGAUAAAGGUGGGAAACACAAGAUUAGUGAUAGUGGUACCCAAAGUGCGUCCAAGAAAUGUGGAUGUCCAUUUAAAAUCAGGUCGACUCCGGCGAAAGAUGGAUCUGGUUGGAAGAUUGAUGUAAAAUGUGGGUUACAUAAUCAUGGUUUACCUGAUAGAUUAGAAGGUCAUUCGUUUAUUGGUAGGUUGACCACAGAUGAGAAGCAACAUGUCGCUGAUUUGGCAAAGAGACAUGUAGCACCUAGAAACAUUUUGCUUUCCUUGCAAGACAAGUUUCCUGAGAAUGUCACUCGUAUUACGCAAGUAUACAAGCAUAAGAGUGUGAUAGAAAAAGAGAUAAGAGGUCCAAGGAGUGAGAUACAACAUCUGUUUAAGCUUAUUGAGGAUGCAGGAUAUGUGUAUUGGAGUAGAAAAAAGGAUGACUCGGAAGUGGUGAGAGAGAUAUUUUGGGCACAUCCUGAUUCAGUGAAGUUGUUGAAUAUAUUUCCGAUUGUGUUAGUUAUGGAUAGCACCUACAAGACAAACAAAUAUAGACAACCUUUGUUUGAAAUUGUUGGCAUGACAUCGACUGAGUUGACUUUUGCUGUUGGAUUUGCAUAUAUGGAGUCUGAGCAAACAGAGAAUUUUUGCUGGGUAUUGGAGAAAUUAAAAGAGUUGUUUGUGAAGAAAGACAUGUGUCCACAAGUGAUUUUGACAGAUAGAGAUCUUGCUUUGAUGAAAGCAAUUGAAGUUGUGUUUCCCAACUCGAUUAAUUUGCUAUGUAGAUUUCACAUUAACAAAAACGUUGGUGCCAAAUGCAAACAACAUGUGGUGAAUGACCUGCAAAAGACGAUAGACACAUUAUGGAUGGAAGUUGUCUGGGCUAGUGAUGAGGUUGAGUAUGGUCAGCGGUUGCAUCAACUUGAGCAAGCAUGUGUUGAUUAUAGUGGAUUUAUUAAUUAUGUGAAAGACACAUGGUUGACUCCACAUAGGCAUAGAUUUGUUGGAGCAUGGAUUAAUCGAGUCCUACAUUUGGGUAACACAACGACUAAUCGGGUUGAAUCUGCUCAUUGGAAGUUAAAGCAGAUGUUAGGAAACAGUAUAGGUGACAUGGUCAAAUGUUGGGAAGCCAUGAAUAACAACUUGAGGUUACAACUGGGAAACAUUAGAGCUUCAUUUCAAAAGAGUUUUUACGAAGUUGAGAACGCGCACGUAAGUCCCUUUUAUGGUUAUUUGCGUGGUUCCGUAUCUCGAGCUGCUUUGAGACGUAUUGCUGAAGAGUUAUUGAGAGUUGAUUAUGUUGGAACUAACAGGCAAAUAUGUGGUUGUACUCUUAGAACAUCUUAUGGGUUACCUUGUGCUUGUGAGUUAGGAAGAUACAGAGUAGGUGGUAUACCGAUACCCAUUGAUGCUGUUCAUGUUCAUUGGAGGAAACUAACUAUGGAAGUUGAGUUAGAGAUAGGUGAAGAUGAUGGAUCAGAGGUGGAUAUGACAGCUGCAAUGGAUGAGUUGUGGAGACGAUUUAGGUCAUUAGAUGUUGUUGGGAAAAGGGCAUUAAGGAGUAGGGUAUGUGAACUAGCAUACCCAACAAUGACAACAUUGUGUCCACCACCUGAGAAAAUAAAAACCAAAGGAGGAGUGAAGAAGAAAGGGAAAAAACCAGCAGAUUAUGAUGUUUAUAGGGACCCUUCGUAUCAUGAGUAUGUUGAUAAGGCAUCUCAAUCUUCACAAAGGCAAUCUCAACCAUCACAGACUUCGAAGAAGAUCAAAUUAUCAAAGAAGCAACCACAAUUCAUUGUUCAAUUUCCUAAUCAUAUUAGGUCAUACAUUGAAGAUGUAGUUAAUGUUGAAUCAGAUGGUAAUUGUGGAUUUAGAGUCAUUGCAGCAUUGCAUGGAUAUGGUGAGGAUGGUUGGUCAAUGGUUCGCAGAGAGUUGGGGUUGGAAUUAAUAGACAAGGAUAUGUCAACUUUGUAUGACAAGUUAUUUUCUAAUCGGUUGUCAGCUGUGAGAGAAUCUUUGAUGAUAGAAUCGUUUGGUUCACAGCCACCUGAAAAAUGGAUGAGUCUACCAGAUAUGGGUUACUUGAUAGCCAAUCGUUAUAAUGUUGUACUUGUCUGUUUAGGCAAUCCGUGCAUCACUUUCUUUCCGAUGACAAGUUCACAUUCACCAAAUGUCUCUAUUUAUUGCAUUGGUUUUGUUAACCAGAAUCAUUGGGUUCAGGUUAACAUGAAAGAGGGGUUUCCAUUGCCACCGGUCACAUUAGAUUGGAAGAAAUUUCGUUCUCAUAUAACAACUACUUGGAUGCUAGGAUUUGCAGGACGUAUGCAACAUUGGCAAUUACUUACACCUGUAUUAGCAUGAUUAUGUAAUCAAAACAUAAAUAUGUAAU
Messenger RNA from Lathyrus oleraceus (garden pea), 3059 nucleotides. Its product is annotated as PKS-NRPS hybrid synthetase cheA. Gene Ontology annotation, biological process: cellular response to iron ion starvation; positive regulation of transcription by RNA polymerase II. The coding region runs from base 500 to 3031 and encodes 843 amino acids. Gene Ontology annotation, molecular function: DNA-binding transcription factor activity, RNA polymerase II-specific. The transcript has 4 exons. NCBI's taxonomy places the organism in Eukaryota, Viridiplantae, Streptophyta, Magnoliopsida, Fabales, Fabaceae. The record is from RefSeq and is a predicted model, not a curated record.